AUGGACAGUGAAGCCGCAGGGGAAAGGGGCCCUAGGGGCCCCUCGCAGGAGGCCCCUAAGGAUGUCUCACGCCUCCUCCUUGCGGAUGCGUUGAAACUCCUGCGGGAGUCUGAGCCGCGCAAGAAGUUCGCAGGUAUGCAGCCGCAAGUUUCCGACGUCCUCGAGCCGCUGCAACUAAGCCCAGAGGAGCAGGAGUUGCGCAGAGAUCUCAAGGCUCCCCAGACUUCCGCCUCUGCAGCAGCUUCUCCCGGUGCUCUCGCAGGCUCUGCUGCUGCUGCUGCUGCUGCCGCUUCAGAAGCAGAAGGCGAUCCUGUGGGCUACGACCUCACCCUGCAGGAUGCUGCAACUAUUGCCGGGGUGCUGCGGCAGUUUGUAUACUUCUGCGGAUAUAGGACAGUGGCAGCAGCGGCUGCAUCUGCACUUGCAGCCGAGACUGCGGCAGACGGCUCGCUGCUGCUGCCAGACAUUGCAGCGGCGCAUCAGCGGCGGCAGUUCGAGGCAGCACUCACGGAGGCUGAAAGGCACAUGCAGGAAUGGGCAGACGCCGCUGCGGAGGAAGCCGGCUCGGCAGCAGCGGACAGUGCAGCGCCAAAACGCUCACCUGCAGAAGUUUUCGAUGAAGAGGAGGAGGCAGAGGAACUGGAUAUUGAAGGUUACGACCUCCACAGACAGUGGCUUCAGUGCCUAGGCGCGGCAGAGAGGGGCAGAGGCUCUCGGAAUGCGGCAGACGACGAGGCGGAAGGUCGGAGCAGCACACACACAGACAGCGAAGGCGAAAUCAGCGAUGGCAGCAGUGACAGCAGUCAGGAAGACUGCACUGGUGUGCUGUGGCUCGAAGGAAGGGCAGUCGGCGGAGUCGACUGUUUGGCCGUGGCAUGCAGCGCCUUGCUGCAGCAGCACGACACAGGGCCUCUUUUGCUCCUCUCCUUGCUGCUUCAACAUGUACACCCGGUGACCUUAUCCUUUGUGCGUUCUUCGCUCACGGAGCGCCUUUGUGGAGGGAAGGGCCAAACCUGCGAUCUUAUGGCCGUAGAACUCCUUUCCCUGUGGCUUGCUGCCCUUGCUGACGCUGCCGACGCUCAGCAGCAAGGGCAGCCGCUGCAGGGGAGACAGAUGGGGAGAGUGGACCGCCUGCGGGAACGCGCCGUGCUGGCAGCAGCGUGCCUAGAACGCUUCAAGGAGUCCGAUCUGAAGGUCGUGUGUGUGGCUUUAAAGACGGCCCUCAGCAGCAAGCUGCCUCUACAACAGCGCGGAGAUCAUGCAGAGGCGCUCGAAAACGGUCCCAUCAGUGCUAAGACUCUUCAUGACCUGUUCCAGUCCUUUCAGGAAGCGGCGCUCGCAGCGUUGGACUUUGCGGAGGAAAGCUUGGACAAGGCAACGAACUGGAGGCCGGCUGAAGUAUUGGAGGGCUUAACUGCAGCGGCGCGGCUACUAGGGGCAUGGAUUUCUCUCGAGCCUUCGGAGCACGGCACACGCGUCAGCUUUUUUCUAAGCGUUUUAAGCCGCUCUUUAGCGUGCAUGCCACGAGCAUCCGUGAGCGACCUGGGCUGCCUCUGCAGCUCGCUGAUUGCAGCGGCCUUCUUGUCGCCUCUCGUUGAAAAUCCCAGCAAGUAUAUUCUGCAAGUUGAGAAGCACCGACGGCAGCAGCAGCUGCUGGAGCAGCAGCUCGAUGCAGCGGAGGGCCCUCCUGCACGUUCUGCGCUGCAGCCGACUUCGCCAGCAGCAGAGAGCAGCCGCACUUUGCAGGCUGCCCAGCUUCUUCCGCCGUGUCCGUUCCCGUUGCCAGCAGAUGCAAGUCCCCUUAGAGGCAACGCCUCAGCAGAGCUGUGUGUGAAGACUGGGGUAACUGUUCAUCGGGCGUUGCUGAUGCUGAUGAAGAGCGGCAGCAGCAGCAACGUAAAGGCGACAGCAAGAGCCGUUACUGCAGUUGCUGGCGCUGCUGCCUUUUCGGCGCAGACUUUUGCACAGGCAGCGGCACUGCAGGAGCAGCUGCUCCUGCACCCUAAGCCCUUCCGUUCUGUAGGGGUUGGCGUCGGCAGCCUGGCUGAAGUGAAGAAGUGCCUCUUGUGGAUCUCGGAUGUCACCAGCUGCUGCGCAGCCCUUGUCGGCCUUCGGUGCUCGGCAGCAGAGCUGCAGGAGCUGGUGUCUCCUCAUCAGCAAGAGCUGCUUUGGCACUCGCUAGCGUCUCAGUUGAUUCUACUCCGUCCCGAUUCCCCGACAGACUUCCUUGGGCACCUUGACGAAAGCACAACAUUGUGGCUAAGGGCAUCGAGAAUAACUCUGUUUCUUUCGCAAAAGCAUCCCGGUGUUUGUGGAGCAUUAGCCAUUGCUAUCAAUCAAUGGAAACCACGUGCCACUGGUGCUCUUGUGCUACAGAGGAGCAAGUGCAAGGCCUUCCUGUGCGGAUCGCCGGGAGCUUCUCAGGACGGUGUGUGGGAAGAGGAAGACGACCUCCUCCUUAGAGCAUUCGGGGGGUUUCCUAGUGGAUUUUUACCGUUAGCUGCACCUACUAGCAGGACGGGUGAGGCCCCCCCUCGUGGGGGUUCUCUCUGA
Molecule: messenger RNA, 2553 nt
Organism: Cyclospora cayetanensis
Lineage: Eukaryota; Apicomplexa; Conoidasida; Eucoccidiorida; Eimeriidae
Exons: 12
Coding region: 1-2553 (850 amino acids)
Source: RefSeq, a predicted model, not a curated record